AGGCUGGCAGCGAUCAAGGCGCUGGUUACCGUCUCCAGUCUGUACGGCUACGCGAAGCAGAACUCGGGGCCGCUGAGAUCCACCGUCGGCAACGUCGAAGGCGCCGUCGCGUCCGUUGUCGGUCCUGUCUACCAGAAAUUCAAAGGCGUCCCCGAUCAUCUCCUCGUCUUCUUCGACAGGAAGGUAAGCCGGACGGUCUCCUUUUUGGGUCACCGCUAG
Linum tenue is the source of this 219-nucleotide messenger RNA. Lineage: Eukaryota; Viridiplantae; Streptophyta; Magnoliopsida; Malpighiales; Linaceae. The record is from the annotation of a GenBank genome assembly.